UCUCGAUCGACCGAGUAAGGUCGUAGUUGAAGCCGCUGAUCCCCCGCCAUUAUUGGUGGAGAAAUGACCUUUUCGAUCCGGGAUAAUUCAGCCAAAACUCCGGGGAAAUUAAUCCUUUCACUUAUCCUCGUCCUCUUCCUCUUUCUCUACCCUCUUUCUAUCUCUCUUGUUCUUCUUCUUCUAUCAUCUGCUUUGACUCUCCUACCCCCCUUAUCCGGCAAAUGUCGUCGUGUCGCUUGGUUUCUCUCCCCGGGUCUUUUGCGUUGUUGAUGUGGGUUGAGUUGGUUACUUAUUGGGCUGGUUGACCUACUUCUUCUACAACAACACUGGCAACCCCUCUAUCACUGGCAGCCGCCUAUCGAUAUAAACCCUGCUUGGUCGACUGCUUUUUGCGAUAUCUCUGUCGAUCGGCGGAUACCAUCGGUUGAAUACUGAUAUACUGGACAUCCGCUCAGUGCAAUACCCCGAUAUCUAACAGCGCAUCCACCAACCGUCACCAAACUAUGAAAACGCCGUCGCAUCCAUAGAGAUGAUGCAGACAGCUUUAGCGAUGACCCUGCUUUCCGAAAGCGCCUCUCCCGUUGCCAUCUUCAAAUCGCCUUCCUCGUCCAUGACCCCCUCUUACCCUCCGACUCAUCAACUCCCUCCCGAACCCUCGCAGACGGUGGUCGUCGUGUACAGUCCCGGACGAGAUGCGAUCGUGCAGGUCGUCGCGGAUGUCCUGGGCAAGCCGUGGACCGCAGAAACCUCACUACCGGCCCUAGGGAGAGGCAGCCCCGCCGUCGUCGUGGGGAUCCUGGGCGAUGACUGGAUGCGGAGUGUCCCCGCUGCGGAGAAGACCUCCGACUGGGUCGCGAUCAACACGCACUGCGUAGAUGACGGGUCCUCCCCGGAGGAAGCCCUCACGGACGGCUGCCACUAUGAGUUCUUAUAUUCUCUGCGGAGUCCCUUCUUCCGCCGCGACCUGAC
This is a messenger RNA of Aspergillus candidus, 969 nucleotides long. RefSeq lists its product as uncharacterized. Lineage: Eukaryota; Fungi; Ascomycota; Eurotiomycetes; Eurotiales; Aspergillaceae. Bases 64 to 270 code for a protein of 68 amino acids. The record is from RefSeq and is a predicted model, not a curated record. The transcript has a single exon.